Paramecium sonneborni is the source of this 325-nucleotide messenger RNA. The record is from the annotation of a GenBank genome assembly. Lineage: Eukaryota; Ciliophora; Oligohymenophorea; Peniculida; Parameciidae.
UUUUUUUUGCAUAUGGGCUGUGUUAGUUAGAAAUAAAGUCCAAGCUAACAGCAAAAUAAAUUUAGAUUUGCUAGUUCAUCUUUUUCUAAUAUUCAUUAGAAUAGAAAAGUAAGUAUUGAAUGCCCAAACACAACAGACAAUAAUAAACCAAUUUUAUAGUAUAGAUCAAUUGAUAUUACCAAUGAUGAAGAAUUUAUUUUAAAAAGAGAUAAGAAAUUUAUUGCUUCAAAUAAGGAAUCACCUACUACUACCCCAAAAUUUAAUUAAUAGAAUCCAGUGUAUAUUGGUCAAAGAAAAAAUAUUAAAUUGAUGUGAAACCAGUGGC